Rasamsonia emersonii CBS 393.64 is the source of this 597-nucleotide messenger RNA. RefSeq lists its product as uncharacterized. The annotation marks the transcript as partial. The transcript has a single exon. The record is from RefSeq and is a predicted model, not a curated record. NCBI's taxonomy places the organism in Eukaryota, Fungi, Ascomycota, Eurotiomycetes, Eurotiales, Trichocomaceae.
CAACGCGGUCGGCGUCGUCGUCCUGACCGGCGGGCGAUCCGUCAUGGGCCGCAUCGCCAACAUCACCGCCGGCGUCAAGCAGAAGCCCACCCUGAUCCAGCGCGAGAUCACGCGCUUCGUCACCAUCAUCGUCAUCCUCACCGUCUGCUUGGCCUCCCUCAUCCUGUUCACCUGGGUCGGUUGGCUCCGCGUCGACCACUACGGCUUCAUGAACGUCGUGCAGAUGCUGAACGAUGUCAUGGGCUGCGUCGUCGCCUUCAUCCCCGAGGGCAUGCCCAUCGGCGUCGCCCUCACGCUGAUGAUGGUCGCCCGCCGCAUGAAAGCCGCCAACAUCCUGCCCAAGGGCCUCGCGACCGUCGAGACCCUGGGCUGUGUCAAUGUGCUCUGCUCCGACAAGACGGGCACGCUGACGCAGAACAAGAUGAUUGUCAAAUCAGUCGGCCUCCUGGACCGGGAAUACGCCAUCGACGAGAUCACGGCGCUGCACCAGCAGGCCGACAUUCCCGAAUCCCUGGCCAGUCUCCACCGCGGCUCGCUGCUCUGCAACGACGCCUUCUUCGAUCCCGCAUCCCUCAGCAAGCCCAUCCCCGAUCGUGA